This is a messenger RNA of Paramecium sonneborni, 189 nucleotides long. NCBI's taxonomy places the organism in Eukaryota, Ciliophora, Oligohymenophorea, Peniculida, Parameciidae. The record is from the annotation of a GenBank genome assembly.
AUGUCUAUUUACAAUUAAGUAAUGGAGGCCAACUAUUCAUACAAAAAUAGAUAGACAUUAAGUAAUAAAGGUUAAUUAUAGAUUUUAAUCAUAGGUUUAAAAUUUAUUAAAAAUUAAAAAAAUGACAAGAAUCAGGUUAAACAGAGGAGUUAGACAUUUUAGUUAUCAAUUAAAUAUUCUUUUCAAUGA